Hyaena hyaena (striped hyena) is the source of this 994-nucleotide messenger RNA. Its product is annotated as glutathione S-transferase theta-4-like. Gene Ontology annotation, molecular function: glutathione transferase activity. The record is from RefSeq and is a predicted model, not a curated record. Gene Ontology annotation, cellular component: cytoplasm. The coding region runs from base 156 to 881 and encodes 241 amino acids. Gene Ontology annotation, biological process: glutathione metabolic process. The transcript has 5 exons. Lineage: Eukaryota; Metazoa; Chordata; Mammalia; Carnivora; Hyaenidae.
AAGUGAAACAAGAAGUUCCAGAAUGCGGGGUCCUAGGCCUGGGCUGGAGAGCGCUGACGGGCACAGAGCCAGGGCCAGGGGCUCAGGCUGCAUACAGGCUCAGGUUCAGAGCCUACCGGCUGUGGCUGGUGGGGGUGCCCACCGUGUAUCUCAACAUGGGCCUGGAGCUCUAUCUGGACCUGCUCUCAGCAGCCUGCCGUGCUGUCUACAUCUUCGCUAGGAAGAACAGCAUCCCCUUUGACUUUCAGUUUGUGGAUUUGCUAAAAGGUCACCACCACAGCAAGGAAUACAUAGAGAUCAACCCCCUGAAGAAGCUACCCAGCCUCAAAGAAGGAAAGUUUGUCUUAUCUGAAAGCGUGGCCAUCCUUUUCUACCUGUGCCGCAAGUACAGCACACCCUCACACUGGUACCCACCAGACUUGCACACACGUGCCCGUGUGGAUGAGUUCUUGGCCUGGCAGCACACUGCCAUUCAGAUGCCCAUGAGCAAGGUUCUCUGGAUCAAGAUGCUGAUCCCAAUGAUCACUGGUGAGGAGGUUCCAGCUGAGAAGGCAGAGCAGAUGCUGGCAGAGGUGAAGAACAGCAUGCAGCUCUUUGAGGAGAAGUUUCUGCAAGACAAGAUGUUCAUCACUGGGAACCACAUCUCACUGGCUGAUGUGGUGGCGCUGGUGGAGAUGAUGCAGCCCAUGGGAGGCAACUAUAAUGUCUUCCUCAAUAGCCCCAAGAUAGCUGAGUGGCGCAUGAGGGUGGAGCUGGCCAUUGGCUCUAACCUCUUCUGGGAGGCCCAUGACCGGCUGAUGAAGUUGGCUGAGUGGGACUGUUCAACAUUGGAUCCAAUGGUCAAGGAGAGGAUCUGUGAGUUGCUGCAGAAGUUCAUGUAGAAGCAGCCCAUCCUGCAGGGCCUGGCUGGCUCAGCCCUUUGAGUUGAUCUUUCCUUAGGGGAAAUGUUGAAAACAACUCCAUUUCUUGGCAUAAUAAAGUGCUGUAACAACCA